UAUCGACACUUUGGGAGGUCUACCUGAGAACGGUUUCGCUGGACUGGGGUGUGCUGGGCGGAGACAGGCUCAUAUCAUUCACCUUUUGCUGCUUUAUGACCCAAACUUAACAACACCUUGCAGAUAAUUUAACUCAGUCAGCAGACAGGCUGGAGCUCUGGAGGUGGAAGAACCAGGAAAAUAAGAAUCAAAUUAAGGAAAAACAUGGAGAAAAUGGAAAUGGAGGACACAGCCGAGUCUGCUCUUAUGAAGAAGGGUAAGAAAGCAUCUGGGACACAAAUGCAGAACAGGUAUGAGAGACUGUUCCAGCCUUGCCUGGCUGAAUUAGUAGGGACCAUGUUCUUUGUUUUCAUCGGCUGUGUGUCUGUCAUCGAGAACGUGCCAGCAGCUGGACGGCUGCAGCCGGCUCUGGUGCAUGGGCUGGCUGUAGCGGUGCUGGUGGCUCUCAUGGACAAAAUCAGUGGCUCUCACUUCAACCCUCCAUUCACUAUUGCUAUCUACCUGUGUGGAGGCAUGGAGCUGAUAAUGGUGGGGCCCUACCUCGUCAGCCAGCUGAUUGGAGGAGUGCUUGGAGCAGGAAUGGCAAAGCUGAUGACCCCUGCACAGCGGUACCAGAACGCCACCGGAGCAGCGUUUGACACCAUCCAGUCACAUGGCCAGCUGUUUGAGGCCAUAUUUGGUGAGGUGGUGAUGACCUGCUUGGUGACCAUGGUGGUGCUGCUAGGGGCCGUCAACAGCAAGACAAAAACACCGCUGGUGCCAUUUCUGGUGGGCGCUACCAUUGUCAUCAACAUCUUGGCAGGAGGUGACAUUUCUGGAACGUGUCUAAAUCCCGCGAGAGCUUUUGGUCCCGCUGUCCUAGUGAACCACUGGACCUACCACUGGGUGUACUGGGUCGGACCCAUCGGAGGAGCUCUGGUGGCGGCUGUUCUGGUCAGGCUCAUUCUGGGAGACAAUAAAUUACGAAUUAUUAUGAAACCAUGAGGAGGGAUGCGAGGUGCAGCAGCUCAAGAUCAAACCGCAUUUUGGUUCAUGUUUAUACUUCAUCAUGAUCAUUUGUUUAAUCCGUUUACAUGCAAAGGAAAUAAAGUUCAUUCGUUUCUUA
Nothobranchius furzeri (turquoise killifish) is the source of this 1105-nucleotide messenger RNA. Its product is annotated as aquaporin-8. The record is from RefSeq and is a predicted model, not a curated record. Gene Ontology annotation, biological process: transmembrane transport; water transport. Gene Ontology annotation, molecular function: water channel activity. NCBI's taxonomy places the organism in Eukaryota, Metazoa, Chordata, Actinopteri, Cyprinodontiformes, Nothobranchiidae. Gene Ontology annotation, cellular component: plasma membrane.